AUGCGUCUUUCAAGACUAAAAAAAAAUUUAAUGAAAUUCAUAAUAAUUCCAUUAUUAAAAAAUCGUAAUUCAUGGAAAGCAUCAAUAAAAAUUGUAGAUGAUGUUACAACUAAAUUGCUUAUUGGAAAACCUUCAGAUGACAAAGGUGAUGAGAAUAAUAAUGAAGAUUCUAACAAUGAAGAUCAAGAUGAUGGAGUAUUUACAUCGUUGACUACUGUUUUUAAAUUUAUAUAUACUUUUAUGUUCGGUGGUGUUGAUCAGACAACUAAACAAACUUUAAUAUUGCCGUUUGCUUCUCAAUGUUCAUCUAUCUUUGGGAAGUUUAUAUCACAUGAUUUACGUGAUGCUGUGAUUAAUGAGUACCUUUCUCAUGUGAUUCCAACGGAGAUAAGCGAAUUUAAACAAUUUAAAAAAGUGGCUAAUGCUGUAUCUCGUUUUCAGGCUGAAAUGCGUAAAAUGGAAUUUAUGCGAACACCUCGUGAGGGUGAAGAUGAAGAAGAAGUAAGAACUUUGGGAUCUUAUGUAGCAAGAGUAGAUGUUCUUUUUAUAAUAAAAAAAAGAGACAAAUUAUUGGAACUUGGAAGGAAGAUAAUGUUAGAAGAUAAUUUUGAGAGUUUGUUAAUUACUGAAGAGGAAAAAGAAUCAGAAAUUGUUAUUAAAGAAAAUUUAGAAGAAAACGCAAAUCAAGGAACAAUAAAAUCAGAAAUUGUUAUUGAGCAAAAUAUAGAAGAAAACAGAAAUAAUGGAACUAUAAAAUCAGAAGAUAAAGAUAAAUUUGCGAUUAAAACCAAUAAUGAUGAUAAUCCAAAUGAAGGUUGGGAAGUAGAAUGGAAUGAAGAAUGGGAUGAUGAUAAUGAUAAUGAUUUAUUGAAUCAAAAUAAUGAAGAUAAUUUAUUAAAUCAAAAUAAUAAAAAUAAUCGAAAUGAGAAAUCAAAUGAAGAAAUUUCGCCACAGAAAUUAGAAAAAAGAUUGAUACAAUAUUCUAUAUCAGUAAAAUCUAAAGAUUUGAUUGAUUUAGCAAUCAACAUUUUCAAUGAAAUAAAAGAAAUACAAAAUCUGAACGCUAAAAGUGGUAUACGACUUUAUCAAACAACACUCGAUCUAUUUGAUCUAUAUCAAGCAAUUAUGCCAAUAUAUCAUUCAAAUAAUUUAACUGAUAUACCUUCAUUAGCUAUGUUAUUUCGUAAUGAUUGUACAUGGAUAGCUGAACAAUUAUUGAUUAAUCAAGAUAAAUAUUCUACCGUUUUAUCAUCAUUAAAUGAUUCUGAUUCAGAAGAUAUCGAUAAAAUCUCAUAUAAUGAGAUUUCCGAUAGAUUACGAGAAUUGGGUGAUGAAUGGUAUAAUAUACAAAUUGAUAAACAAAAGUCAACAAUUAAAGACAUAUUAGAAGAAAUUGGUGGAGUACAACAAACAGCGAAUGAUGAAAGAUUUGAGAUUUGUCAGCGUGCCAUGAAUCAAGUUAUAGACACUAUUAAUCGUCUAUCAAGAACUUGGAAGGGAGUGUUACGACCUUCAGAAUAUUAUUCGGCACUGGGCACAUUAAUAGACACACCGUUAAUAAUUAUGAUUGAUAAUUUGGAAGAUUUAUAUGACAUUUCUGCGGAAGAAUCACAUCAAUUGAAUUUGAUAUAUUCAAUAUUAUUCACUUUAGAAAAUUUAUUUGAGCCGAAUACAAUUGAAAAUUACACCAAAAGCUGGAAGAAAUAUCGUCAGAUUACGGAUAUUUUAGAACUUUCUUUUGCUAACAUAAUGAACAGAUUUCGUGCAUCCGAACUUGAUUGUUUUACAACUGACGAGUUGGAAGGUUUAAUAUGUGCACUAUUUGCUGAUACACCUUUGAGAGAGCAAAACUUGGAGGAAAUUAGGGAAACAAGAAUUUUUUUCUAG
This is a messenger RNA of Diversispora eburnea, 1887 nucleotides long. The record is from the annotation of a GenBank genome assembly. Lineage: Eukaryota; Fungi; Glomeromycota; Glomeromycetes; Diversisporales; Diversisporaceae.